Messenger RNA from Pseudozyma hubeiensis SY62, 7266 nucleotides. RefSeq names its product likely vesicular transport factor. The coding region runs from base 1 to 7266 and encodes 2421 amino acids. The transcript has a single exon. The record is from RefSeq and is a predicted model, not a curated record. NCBI's taxonomy places the organism in Eukaryota, Fungi, Basidiomycota, Ustilaginomycetes, Ustilaginales, Ustilaginaceae.
AUGGCCGAUGCAGAAGCGGCCGAGCGAGCCGCAAAGGCAGCUCGUGCCAGAGCCAAGCUGAAAAAGCAUCAAGCGCAGAAGAAGGCUGCUGCAGAAGCCGAAGCCGGCGCAACCGCUAGCCACGCCGCCAGCAAAGACGAAGAUAAUACUCUGCCAGCAGACCAGAAUGGUACGGCAACGCCAGAUGAGGCUGCAUCCACGACACAAGCUGUCGCGGCCGAGCCAACACUAGGGAAGGGCGAGGAAGCUGAUCAGACCUCCGCAGUGGCUUCUGAGGACAGCGUACAGCUCCGAGAAGCUCAAAGCAAAAUAGACACUCUGACCUCGCAACUCGAGACCACAAUGUCUGAUCUUAAGAAGGCGAACGACCAAGCGUCAUCCCUCGAGAAACAGCUCAAAGAACAGCAGGAAGGAGCGCGUACGUCAGCAAAAGCGUCCGAAGACUCCAACAAGGCAGCAACGGAGGAACUCAAAAGCGAUCUCCAACGACAACAGUCGAAGGCAGCGGAACUGGAGGGCGAGCUUCAGAAACAGCGCGAUCUCCUGCAGACCGCACAGAAGGAAGCAGCUGAAUCUAGAAAGGCAGUGUCCGACAUGGAAGCUUCGCGAAAGAAAGACGCCAGCGAAGCAGCGGCGCUAAAGGAACGACUUUCUCGCAUCGAAGCAGAUCACGAGAAGGCUGAAGGUCGGUCUUCACAGCUCGAAAGCGAUCUAUUGGCUCUUCGACAGGCAAGCGACAAGGCGUCAUCGGCUGCCAAAGAUACGGCAGCAGAGCUGAAGAAAGCCCAAACUCGACUCAAGGACGCCGAAGCAAAAACCGCUUCGGACGCCGCACUUGCCAAGCAGCUUCAACAGGACAAGGCAAAGCUUGAAGGCGAUGCGAAAGAUCAGCUCAAGAAAGCAGACGACCUUCGGAAGACCGUCGAUGCUCGGGAAGCGACCAUCCAAGACCUGGAGAAGAAAUUGUCCGACCCCAGCAAAGCCAAGCAGAUCGAUUCGCUCAAAGCGCAGGUGGCCGAAGCCGCAAAGAAGAUCUCCUCGCUGGAAACCGACUUAAGUAAGAAGGACGAGAGCCUUAGGAGUAUUUCUUCUGAUGGCGAAAAACUGGCAAACCAGAUCAAGGAGCUCGAACGGCAGGUGCAGACGUCGGCUACAUCUAAAGCUGCCCUUGAAGCCAAGCUCACGGAGGGAACAGAUCGCGAAGCAAAGACGAGCUCGAUCCUGCAAGAGACUGUCUCAAAGCACACCGCGCUCGCUUCGCAGCAUCAAGAACUCGAGAAGCAGCACACUCAGGCUCAAGCUGAUAUCCAAAACUGGAAAAAGAAAGCACAAGAGCACACCGAGUUGCUCGCGAAGAGCGACAAGGCUGCCGCGAGCGCCAAGGAUCGCGCCGACACUGUCGAGAAGCAGCUCGCUGCGGUCAGGAAGGAGAAGGUUGAGCUCGACAGCUCCCUUUCUGACGCAAAGAAGCAGGUAGAGUCGCUCACUCGACAAAAGGUUGACCUAGAAAAGGCAAGGGCAGAUGCCCUCAACACCUCCGAGAAGUCGGACAAAGAAAGGGCGAAUGAGAUCUUGGAGCUCAAGAGCAAUGUGAGACAGCUUGAGGAGCAGGCCCAGGAGGCUCGCAAGACGGCGUCUCAGCUGCUCGAAGAUGCAAAGUUGCAAGGCAGCAGAUCUGCUCAGGAGGCGCAAGAGCUUACUGCUUCGCUGAAGGAUUCGCGGGCCAAGCUGGAGGCAUUAGAGACACAAUCGAAAGAGCGCGACGGCCAUCUCUCCACGGUACAGGCCAAGCAGAAGUCGACCGAAGAGGAUCUCGCCUCUGCUACUCUGCAAGCACAGAAGGCGGCCAAAGAGCUUGACGAAGUCAAAGCCCGUUUGUCGUCCACUGACAAGGAGCGCAUGGAGUCGCUCGACAAGAUCAAGGGUCUCAACGACCAGCUAACGAAAGCACAAAGCGAUAAAAAAAUGCUCGACACGUCAGUCAUUGAAGUCAAGGCCGAGCUUGAAGAGUCGAAGCAGCAAAUCUCGUCCUUCCAGACAAAGGAGAAGGAAUGGCUCGCGAAGCACAAGGAGCUUGAAAGCGCCAACUCAAUGGUACUCGAGGAUCUUGCUUCUAUGCGGAAAGAGCUUGACACCCACAAGACUAGCAGUGCUGCAACGUCUGACAAUCUCGCUGCGUUGACUGGCAAGCACGACCAGGCUCAGAAAGACUUGCAGCUAGCGCACCAGAUGCUGCAAGAGGCAAGCGAGACGAGCUCCGAUCGUGAGAAGCAAGUCGCUGACUUGACGUCCCAACUUGCUUCAGCCAAGGGCGAGACUGACAAGGAGCGAGAAACAGUCAAAAGCUUGCGGACCAAGUUCGACUCGGAAGUCAAGGCUCGCAAGCAGUCCGACGAAGCAACCAGGCGCACUCAGGCCGAUCUUCAAGAGGCGACCAAGCGAGGCGAUGAUCUAGACAAGCGAAUUCAAUCUCUCACCUCGGAGCUUGACAGAGCCAAGUCUGACCAUCAGCAGGCACAGUCGACCGCUGACGAUCGACGGAGAGGCCUCGAGUCUGCCAAGAGCGAGGCCUCGAAGGUCAGCAGCGAGCUGAAGGAGACGAAAAUCGCGCUCGCCGAGGCAGAGAAAGUAUCGAAACAGCUUCAAGGCGAAAAGUCGGCGCUCGACCAAGCGCUCGCAAAUGUGCGUGAGGAGAAGCAAGCCACCGAGAAGAAGCUUGAAUUCCUCAUCUCCGACCUCGAGAGCGCCCGAAAUGACCACCGUGACGCUGUCAGCCAAUCCGAGCAGCACAAAGCGACCUCCGAGACGAGAGAAAAGGAGCUCUCGCAGGUCAAGCAGAACGUGCAGGCUCACGAGGCGACGAUCGGCGACCUUCGAGGCAUACGUUCGAACCUCGAAAAGGCAUCUGCGCAGCUGGCCGAGGAGAAGGCGAAAAUACAGAAGCAGCUCGAAUCGUCACAGACGGACGCGCAAACUCACAAGGCAUCUGCGGAGGCCAAAGCCAAAGAUAUCAAAGCGCUGGAAGGCAAGCUGUCGACUGCUGAGGCAAGUCUGACCAAGGCGAUGGAUGAAGCAGCUAAGACCAAAAUUCGUGGCGAUGAACUGCAAAGCAAAGUUCAAGCUCAAGCCAAGGACCUUGAAGCGUCCAAGUCGGAAGCUCAGGCUCACAGAAAAUCCGCGGAUCAGAAGUCUCAGCAGAUCAAGUCGUUGGAUGCUAAGAUUGCCGACACCGAAGCUAAGCUCGCCAAGUCUUCUGACGAGGUCGCUGCGGCACAAGCGAAGAUCGCUUCACUACAGAAGGAUGUCGAGGGCAAGGACGAGGAGCUCGAAGCGUCUCGUGACGAAGCAAAGGAGGCCAAGUCUUCCGUCGAAGCGCUCAUGACGGAUGUCACUGCGCUCAAAACCAAGCUCGAGGAUUCGGAUGCCAACUUGUCCAAGAUCACGAAGGAAGCAGCUGCCUCCCAAGCCCAGAACAAGGAGCUUCAAAGCGCGCUCGAGUCGAAAGGCCAGGAGCUUGAAAGCAAGACCUCGGAAGCAGUUCAACACAAGUCUCAACGAGAGCAGCUCGCGCUGCAGCUCGAGACGGCUCAACGGGAGCUCUCUGCGCACCAAGCUAAGCUUCACGAUACAGAGGCAGCUCAUGCCGACCUUUCCAAGCAACACGAGCAACAGACAGCCGCUCACGAGGCCACGCAAGCUGAACUCAAACAACAGCGCUCGCUCGUCGCAAAGACGUCCAAGGAUCACGAGCAGGCGCGGUUGGAGGCGAACGAGCUGUCCGAGACCCUGAGGGCUUUACAGAGCACACAUGACGAUGUGCAGCAGAAUCUGCAGGACGUUGAGGCUCGGCACAAGACGCUUGUGGUUCAGCACGACAAGCAGAAGGAGGCAGCUGCGGUCCAGUCAAAGGAGCUCGAAGCGGCCAGGACUAAGGUCACCGAUCUGGAAUCCGAGCUAUCAGCGUCCAAGGCCGCCCACGAGAAGGCGACGUCUGAGCUGGAGGACAAGACAGCGCUCAUACGAGACCUCGAAAGCAAGCUCCUAACGUCGAGUGAUGAGAUCGAGAAGCUCACCGAACGAGCGACCAAGGGCGAGGCAGGACUCACAGCAAAGCAAGCAGAGUUCGACACGCUGCAGAAGCAAUCCGAAGAGCAAAGUGAAAAGCUCAGGUCGCUCGAAAAAGACCUUGCAGCUGCUCAAAAGUCGUCCAGAGAUGCAAGCCUGAAGCACAAGGCCGCUGUCACUGCUGCAAGCAAGCAGGUGGAAGCGCUGAAAGCAGAGCACGAGAAGGUGAAGGAACAGCAUGCACAGGCUCUCGCCACUAUGUCUGAGGAGCACGAUAGUGCGGUCAAAGCUGCGGCGGAGGAGCUGGAGAGAGCUGAAACCGAACAUGCCGAGCAGCUUGACAACGCUGAGAAGAAGCGCCGAUCUGAUGCUGACGCUGCGUCGAAGAGGUUAGAAGAGGUUCAGGCAGAACAUGCCAAGGCCUCCGCGCAGGCGGCGGAAGAGCACAAUGCUGCUGCGACGGCCGCUGAGGAGCGGAUCGGAACUCUCCAGUCCGAGCACGAGGAGACGAAGGCAAAACACGCCGAGUUGACAGCGGCCAGCUCAAGAGAGCUGGAUCAGCUGAAAGCGAACCUCCGCAAGGCCCACGAGGAGCACGAGAAGGCCAAGACCGAGCAUGCAGACUCAGCAUCGAUCGCGUCCAAGAAGCUCGAACAGCUCCAGUCCGAUUACAAUGCAGCCAAGAAGCAGCACGCCGAAUCGACGUCAAAAGCCGCCGAAGAGCACGAGGCAUCCCUGGCUGCCGCUUCAGCUCGCUUCGAGGCCCUUCAAACUGAGCACGACAAGGCGAAGACCCAACACACCGAGGCGAUGCGCCAGGCCUCCGCACAGCUCCAAGACCUCCAAGCUCAGCACAAAGCCUCUCAGACCGAACACAAAUCAGCCAUCCUCUCAGCAACACAGCGAUUCGACGAGCUCAAAUCCGCGUACGAAAAGUCGAAAGUCGAUCACGCAGAUGCGCUCGCUCGGGCCUCCUCAAAGCACAAGUCUGAAGCCGACGCUUUCGCAGCCGAACGAAGCGAGCUUUCCACCAAACUUGCAUCUCUUCGCAAAACUCACGAUGCAGCCGUCGCUUCCCACCGUUCUGCGCUCGAAGAAGCUUCGGCCAAAAUGAAUCAGGUUAUCGCCGAACACAAUGCGGAGCAGCAGGCGAGGGAGAAGGAGAUCGCUGCGCUGAAGAAGUCGCUGGAGAAGGUAAAAGGGGAGAGGGAUCAGCAGAUGAAGGAGCAUACCAAGGAGAUGGUGGACUUGAGUCAAGGGUUGGAGGAUGCCCACGCGAAGAUCCGGGAGAAGGAGGUGGAGCUGAAGAGGCGCAAUGAGGAGGCGGAGUCGGUGAAGGGUGAGUUGGAUAAGGUGCAGAGGGAUCUGAAAGCGAGAGUCGGUGAGGUUGAUGGAACGAGACAGGAGGUGGAUCGACUCAGCAGUGUCUUGGCGCAGAAGGAGAAGGCGCUGGCUCAGAAUAACGAGCGUAUCAUGGCUAUGCAGGGUGACCACGAGUUUGCCAUUCGAGGCAAAGAAACCGAUCUUGGUGCUUUGAAGAAGCAGCUCGAUGAAGCUGUGGCGAGCCUAGCUUCGCAGAAAGCGGCGUUCAAGGCUGCUCAGGCCGAACAUGCUUCUGUGCUGCAAGGCAAGGAUAAGGAUCUCGAUGCUCUGAAGAUACACAUCGACGGAGCAAAGAACGACCUCGCUGCGCGAGAAGCAAAGAUCGAGUCUCUCAAGGCAGACCACACGUCCGCGCUGGAAGGCAAAGACAAGGACAUCGACGGCUUGAAGAAGGAAGUCGCUCAAAUUCAGUCCGCUCUCACUUCACGCGACGAGAAGAUCCUAUCUCUCCAAACCGAUCAUGCUUCCGCACUCGAAGCCAGGUCCAAAGAGCUCGCAUCUCGUGACGAAAGGAUCAAAACGCUGCAGUCCGACCAUGCUUCUGCCCUCGCCGCCAGUUCUCGACAACUCGAGACCCUGCAAAAGCAACUAGACGCCGCCUCCAGCGACCUCCUCUCCCGAGACGAGAAACUCUCCUCCCUCGAAUCCUCCCACGCCGCCAAAGACCUCGAACUCUCUAACCUCCGCACCACCCAAUCCCAAACCUCUACCACACUCUCCUCCGCCCAAACUUCCCUCUCCGCGCUGUCAGCCGAACUCAACACCCUCAAGGUCGAACUUUCCUCCACCAAGUCGAACCUCGCCCAACGUGUCGAGGAGAGCACGGCUUCUGCGUCGAAGCUCGAGAAACUUGCUGGCGAGAUUUCGUCGUUGAAGAAGAAGCAUCUGACGGCCAAAUCUUCUGCGGAGGCGGCGAAGAAGGAGAAUGUGGAGUUGCGAAGUCAUUUGGAGAAGGUGCAGGGAGAAUCGACCAAGGUGAAGGGGGAUGCGGAGAUGAAUGUGGAAGCGUUGAGGUCGGAGUUGGAGUUGAUGAAGGCGAGGGCGAAGGAGGCCGAGGCGAAGCUUGCUGGUGUGAGAGAGGAGUUUGAAGGGGAGAUGAAGAAGGUGCAGGAGAAGAAGGCGGAUGAGGCGGAGGAUGAUAAGACGCUGUUCAGCAAGGAGCAUUUGGAGGAGGUGGUAUCGAUGCACGAGCUGGAAAAGAGCACGUUGAGAUCCAUGAUCAGGAAGCUGGAGGCGAGCGUAUUCGAAGAGACGGACAAGGCUCAUCGUGCCACGCGUCGGGCGAUCGAUCUCGAAGAGCAACUUCGCAAGACCUCUUCAACACCUUCAAACAGAACGACCAACGGCGAAUCUACGGCCAAGAGUCACCGCCGCAGCGUCACCAGCGCACACAUCCCUUCCCUGCCCUCUCUCUCCGAACAAGAACCUGCCUCCCCGCCUCCCCUCCCCUCGCCCUCUCGAAGCGAAACCAGCACCGCCUCUUCCUCCACCACUCCCGCACGGAUCGGCAUCCGCACCCUCGCAGCAUCCGAACUCCCCCUCCCCCCCUCCCAACGACAUCGACGACGGGAAAGCCUCCAGAUGCUCGCAGCUCGAAUUCAGCCUUCCGUCAACCUCUCGUCUCCACCCCUUCAAUCCCUUCCGCACUUCCAAUCCGUCACUUUGGCGAGCAAAGGUCACACACCUUCGAACAGCAUCACCGCUACGCCACUCGCACCCAGCACAGACGGCUCAACCAAACGCGCAGGUAGACACGAGUUUGCCAACGACGAACUGCUCUUCUGCGCUUGCUGUAGAGACGAUCUUAUCAUUGUCUGA